This is a messenger RNA of Acaulospora morrowiae, 612 nucleotides long. The record is from the annotation of a GenBank genome assembly. NCBI's taxonomy places the organism in Eukaryota, Fungi, Glomeromycota, Glomeromycetes, Diversisporales, Acaulosporaceae.
AUGACAAGUCGACCAUCGUCGCAAUCCGGUUACACGGUUAUCCUCAUUGAUAACGCUAUGUUACCACCUCCCCCGCCUCCCAGCAACUGGCCAAAAUGUUAUCCCAUCGUUUAUCACAAUAUUGAAGCAGAUUUCACAAAUGAGGAUUUUAAAAAGAAACUAAGAAGAUCAUAUUUUCUUUUUAAAUCAAUUUCGAUCACGUACCUAAACGGGGCACAGAUUGUCUUUCAAAUCAUUGCCUCGGCUUUGUACUUAUUUCUGAUGCCUAUCGGCGAUUUUUUUUUACGACACAUGAGCCUUUAUUUUGGUUACAAGAUGAAUAGCGAAAUGAUGUUUCGAUACUAUUUCCUCGGUGAAUCAAUUGUAAUUAUGUUCGGAAUAUUCAUCGGUAUCGGAUUUAUAAAUGAUGGUAGCAGUGGCACGCUGGGAGCCGUGAAGUUAUUUGAACGCGGGUAUUACGUUGCCGGAGUUUUCACUGGCAUAUUCUUGAUAUUCGACGUGGUUCAGACCAUUUUACACAUCAUAUUAACUGCACAGGUCUGUCCGUUUAUAAACACUUUAGAAGCCAAAAUUUCAAGAUUUGUUGCUGCUGAUGUUUUGUUAGCUCGGUAG